GGCCUACCUCUCCUUAAAGCGCCCGCCCUCACCGCUUUGUCCCUGGGUGCGUUCGGCUUCGGGGCGCCUGCCUUGCCCACCCUCUCGCCAUGGCCCAGCCACAGUCGUACCCACGGGGUGUCCCGACCCGGCCUGCCACCGUCUUGGGCGCCAUGGAAAUGGGGCGUCGCAUGGACGUGCCCAGCAGCGCCGCGGCCGUGCGCGCCUUCCUGGAGCGCGGCCACACCGAGAUCGACACGGCCUUCGUGUAUGCUGACGGCCAGUCCGAGAGCAUCCUGGGCGGCCUGGGGCUCGGGCUGGGCGGCAGCGGCUGCAAAGUAAAAAUUGCCACCAAGGCCAAUCCAUUGGAAGAAAACUCUCUGAAGCCUGACAGCCUCCGGUCCCAGCUGGAGACGUCCCUCCAGCGGCUGCAGUGCCCCCGAGUGGACCUGUUUUACCUGCACCUGCCAGACCACAGCACCCCCGUGGAAGAGACGCUGCGCGCCUGCCACCAGCUGCACCAGGAGGGCAAGUUCGUGGAGCUCGGCCUCUCCAACUAUGCCGCCUGGGAGGUGGCUGAGAUCUGUACCCUGUGCAGGAGCAACGGCUGGAUCCUGCCCACCGUGUACCAGGGCAUGUACAACGCCACCACCCGGCAGGUGGAGACGGAGCUCCUGCCCUGCCUCCGGCGCUUUGGACUGAGGUUCUACGCCUACAACCCUCUGGCUGGAGGCCUGCUGACCGGCAGGUACAAGUAUGAGGACAAGGACGGGAAACAGCCCGUGGGCCGCUUCUUUGGGAACAACUGGGCAGAGGUCUACAGGAAUCGCUACUGGAAGGAGCACCACUUCGAGGGCAUCGCCCUGGUGGAGAAGGCCCUGCAGGCUGCGUACGGCACCAGCGCCCCCAGCAUGACCUCAGCCGCCCUGCGGUGGAUGUACCACCAUUCCCAGCUCCAGGGCGCCCACGGGGACGCGGUCAUCCUGGGCAUGUCCAGCCUGGAGCAGCUGGAAGAGAACUUGGCGGCCACUGAGGAGGGGCCCCUGGAGCCGGCCGUCGUGCAGGCCUUUGACCAGGCCUGGCGCCUGGUCGCCCACGACUGUCCCAGCUACUUCCGCUAGGCCCCCGCCCGGCUCAGGCGCCGGAGGUGUCUCCCUCUUCCGUCGCCUGUCCUGCUCUCUCCCUGGCCGGCCUUUGCCUUAAGCUGAUUUCGUGGUCGUCCUCCAUCGUCUGGAUCCACGCGUUAUUUUUCUAGACCCCUGCCUCCCUCCCAGGUGCCUUCACAACGUGUAACGCCUUGGGCUGAGCCCCUCUGGGGCGCUUCCCGUCUGAAUAAAGCCAGCGCUAGCCCUGCCUGUGGCCCAGUCACUGAGUGGGCCCCGCAGGUGUCUCUCUCA
Capra hircus (goat) is the source of this 1376-nucleotide messenger RNA. Its product is annotated as aflatoxin B1 aldehyde reductase member 3. The transcript is spliced from 7 exons. Lineage: Eukaryota; Metazoa; Chordata; Mammalia; Artiodactyla; Bovidae. Bases 90 to 1100 code for a protein of 336 amino acids. Gene Ontology annotation, molecular function: oxidoreductase activity. The record is from RefSeq and is a predicted model, not a curated record.